AUGUAUUUUAUGUCAAGGAUUUUAACAAUAACAACACGACUGGUUAAUAUUUCAGGUGAUUACUUAAAAAACCAAUGUAGAUCAUCACACUGCGUACCUUGCCAUAUUCGGUUUGCAACAUGUCGUGGAUUACCAGAUGGACUUCAUCAGUGGAGAGGUAGGGAGUUGACAUCAUAUUUCAUCGUAUGCCAGAGUCAAAGAGUAACUUUUCAUGGGCGCUGCCAGUCAACGACUCCUGGUCAAUAUAUGGUAUUCAGUCCGAAGUUAAAAACGUGUGUUGAUAGACAAACAGCAUGGACGGCUAGGAAAUCAAAACAAAGUGUGCAAUCUAAAAGUGGCGUAAAUAUAACACAGAAGAUAAAUAUCACAGAAGCUUCAUCAUUGGACAAUUUUGAUAAUGUCACCUUGUUGAAUGUUUCUUCCUCCUUACAACUACCUCAGGCGGUAGAACAACGUUCUUCACUACAUCUGACAUAUGAAGAACAGCAACAUCAAAUUGGACAAAAUUUAAUGCACAUGCAAAAACACCAAAUGGACACAGGAAACAUACAAACUCAUCACGAAAAGCUUUCAACCUCAGUUUUAUUGUCACAACAAGAUAAAUCCCUGCAUGAUAGUAUCAACAAACUACAAAAACAUUCCUUAACAUACCCACCAGCAACAAAACUUCAACAGAAUGUAACUGAUCUGGUGUUAAGAUUUACAGAUCAAUUAGAUCCUAUUCCACAGACUCAACACCAUCAAAAUGCAAGAAUCCCACCUUCGGUUUUGUAUAGCCCAAAAGAGCAACAAGAACCUACACCAGUUGAAGGAAAUGUGUAUUCUAGACUGCCUGGAAUAAAAAUUUAUAACUUAGAAAAGACAUCAAUUCCGAACAUCCCAUUUUCGUCAAUGAUACAAAUAAAGCUUAAACGUGAAACUAUGAAUAGAAAUGAUAUACUAGUUAAUUUUACUAAAGGAUAUAAUUCAACGCAAGUUGGUAAUGUCUUACCUCCUAAAAGUAUAUUGAAAAAUCAAAAUAGUAGCGUUAACUCGUAUAUGAAUCUCACAAAAAAUACACCGGCUCAUGAUAACAGCUUAGUGCUUGUACAAUAUACAUCUAAUGUAAACAAGAAUACUGGCACAUCAGCAAAUGGGGUUCUCAACAAAACAGAUCAUACUAAAAAAAAUCCGAUUAAUACAUCAAAUGAGAAUGGUUAUCUAACCAAUGACCAGAGAAAUAUAACGGCAAAAUCGAAGACUCUGCAUUCAUCGCCAUUAUUAAAUACGCUCAUAAAGCAAAUUGAAUCUAGGGUUUCAAAACAGAAUGAAGUUACAGCCAGUUAUGAUACACAGAAGGAAGAAACAUCUGCGGCAUCUGCAAAGAAAGAAGUUGAAACGAGCUCUCUAAAUCAUGUGCAUCCUGCUGUAUUAUCUAGACUUAUGUUAGUAAAUCAUAAUAUUGACAAUAAUAAAUCAGAAGAAAUAAAUUCAGAAAAUUUCACAUUUAAGGAUACAAUCAAAGGUGUAAAUCCUCCCCUAAAGCAACCAAAAAACAUUAACAAAGCCGCAGAGAUCAAUUUUACGUCUGCAUCAAAACAAUUAUUAAUGUUGUUAUCUGGCGAGACAAAAACCCAUAACCAGAUAAUUCCAAAGUUAAAGGUCUUAACUAUCACAAAAAGAUUAGACUUGAAUAACAAUACGAUGGGCAAACCAAUUCACGUGUCUUCAAAUAGUCAACCUUCGAAUACUCAAAGAAACAGGUUAUCAUUAAAUCAAGCUGCAUUUGAGCAAGGUACUAUAGAAUCAAAUACUAAACAUGCAACUAACCAGAAUAGCAUCUCAUCAGUUAGACAAGAUAUCAUUCAACAUAGUAAUAUAACAUCAAACCGUCACCCUGUAGUCGGGAAGAAAAAUAUAUCUACAUAUAGCAAAGACGCAGUCAAUGUGAGUAACAUUUCAGUGGUUUAUAAAGCUAUUAAUCUCCACAAUAAGACGUCUAUAAGUAUAAAUGAUCAAAUCAAAAAUGGAAAUUUCUCAACAAAUAGACAAAAUACAAAUGAACAGGACAUGUUGUCCAAAAAUCAAUCAAUUGUCAAACCAAGUGAUCUACCGUCAAAUGGUCCCAACAUGCAGCCAGAUAAAAAUGGUUGGGCACUAAAGGGGAACUCGAUCUUCGCGGAUGAAAUCCGAAGACCAGGACGUGUUUUCCAAACAUCCCCAGAUGUCCCAAGCCAGAAGUACUUGUCAAAAAAACAUGUUUCAGACUUUGAAAAUAUGGUGUCACGAUUACAAAACAUUGCGAUUGAUAACGCUCCAUAUAUCGGAGAAGCUCAUAAUGGAAGACAAAAUGAAAUGCUAAGGCAGAAUCAACUUUUAAUGAGAGGUACAAAUCAAAAUCAGCAUAAUUAUAUAAGUGAAAAAUCAACAAGGCCAGAAUUAUCUAUGGACAUGACAAAAUAUUUAUACGGACAAAACAACAUGAGAUUACCUAUUCAGCUCAAUCCUGGUAAACAUUUAAAGGAUACACAAAAGGCAAUGAGUGAGAUAUAUUUUCAAAAAGCGUUAUCUAGACAUGAAGUCCCAAAUGCAAUUAAACAGAUCAACAGUAGAAAAAGUCAUAGAUAUUCUGACUUGAUUCAAAGACUCAGUUUUCUUUCAACCAGUGGUCGUGAUAGGAUGACUGAUGUUUCUAGUUCGCCAUCAAACCCAAACAUUUUGAAAUCAAAAUCAUCAAGAAGAAAGCUUCAAAUACAAAGACAACCAUGGCUUAUAGGAACAAACUUUUAGGUCGUGUAAAGUAAUAUCUUAAUUUGAAACAGUUUUAACGCUUUUUGAAAUCCAUUGUCAGCAUUUUUUUCACCUUCUACCUGUACUUGAGAAUUUUGU
Molecule: messenger RNA, 2868 nt
Organism: Mytilus californianus (California mussel)
Lineage: Eukaryota; Metazoa; Mollusca; Bivalvia; Mytilida; Mytilidae
Exons: 1
Coding region: 1-2769 (922 amino acids)
Source: RefSeq, a predicted model, not a curated record